Messenger RNA from Acaulospora morrowiae, 1914 nucleotides. The record is from the annotation of a GenBank genome assembly. Lineage: Eukaryota; Fungi; Glomeromycota; Glomeromycetes; Diversisporales; Acaulosporaceae.
AUGGAGAGACUAUUAGAAAUCACUGCGGCACCAGCCGUAAGUCCAUGUUCUAAAUUUGGCAGUUAUGUAAAAGGCGAGGAUUAUUAUGUUCCCGUACCAAUGGACGAAGUUCGUUCGUGCCUUACUUCAUUUUCAUAUAAUUCAACAGCUGCGAACGAGAUUGUUGAUUCGAUUAUCAAAGCACUUACCGGGUAUUAUGUAUUCCUGGAUUCUGCGCGUGACCCUCCAAAUCCGGGCAACACAUACAAUGAAAUUGAUAUAGUGAGCGCUCUCAAAGCGGUGCUGCAAGGUGAUUUCAAGACGGAUUAUGAUUUCAUGAUUAACGUAACAAAUACAUUAGAUCAACUAAAAGAUGCGCACACAGGUCUUUUCCCUAGUUGUUACGAUGGCUUCACGUACAUCCAAGGCUUAGACCUAUACUCUAUCGUUGAUUCUAAUGGUCAUCAAUCUAUCAAAGUCUGGAAGGAUUUCAUUGACAAUUCAAAUUCUGAAUGCGAUGUACUGUUCAUCGAUGGCAUACCCGCGAUCCAGGCAAUUAAACAGUACGCACGGGAUGACAUUGGUCUAGUCCGUGAUCUUGGCGUCCGAUUUAAUAUGGCACUUACCGCACUCACGGCUGGUGGAACAUCUGAAUUUUCUAACUAUUUUACCCGACGCCAAUAUUUACCGCCAAGUGAUAAAAUCACUUAUACAUUAAAAUGUAAUGGAGUAACAAAGAAGGUCAUACGUAAAUGGACAGCUUGCGGUUCUACUGAAGACUUGGAGAAUGUGACUAGUGCUGAAAAGUACUGGGUUAAAAAUUGCGCGCCGUCUUCUGGUUUUUCUGAUCUUUCUAAGACACGCAAGUCCCAAUAUCGAAAAUUAUUUGAAAAACUAACGCCACAAAUAUUAAAAACUUCACAAACAAAUAAUAUUUGUCGAAUAAUCGAUUCAAGCGUUCCAAACCCUGUAAAAUUAAGUCACGCUCAAUUAUUACUCGACGAAUUUGAAACAAAGUUUUAUUACUUACCAGAACAAGAUACAGGUGUUAUAACAAUGACUGAAGUAGACGUUACAAACUUUAUGAAAGGUUUCCAGAAGUUUAUUGAUAAAGGUGUAAAGAAGAUCAUUCUUGAUCUGACCGGCAAUUCUGGUGGCUCUAUUUUUGCGGCACAUGAUCUGAACAAACUUCUCUUUCCUAAAACCGAUCCUUAUUUUAACACUGACUUUAGGGUUAGUGAUCUCCUCCGAUUAUCCAUCCAAAAUUCGAAAAGUCCAAAUACCAGUAUAACCUAUCCUGGCUUGUGGAUCGAUCCGCAGACAAAGAAGCCAUUUAAAAAUGCCAAAAGUUUUAUUGGUAACAAUGAGUAUACGCGUGGCGGUGUGACCGAACAUUAUACAUCACAAUUAAUUGAGAACGAUAAUCCUUUAUCAGCACAUGUGCUGCCAUGGAAAGCGACGGACUAUGUUAUUCUAUCAAACGGAUUUUGUGGAUCAUCAUGUUCAUUAAUUGCGACACACCUCGCAGAAGAAAAUAAUAUCCUCACCGUCUCUGUUGGUGGGUUUGCUAAUACACCAAUGGCAUUUGCGUCUUUUAGUGGGGGACAAGUAUAUGGCCUUUACAGGAUCUUAAAAGAGCAGAGAGAGAUUGGUUUGGGUAAUAAUUCUCUCGCACCACAACCUCUUCCGGUAUAUGCUGAAUUAACUUUUGCUAUUAGAGAAGCGUAUAGUAAGUCAAAUCCAGAGGAAGUGCUAGAAUUCUCAUAUCGACCGGCAGCAAAACGCUUGUAUUACGAUAACAUAAGUGCUAGGGAUCCGAGUGAAUUGUGGGAACCGCGAUUAAAGGGUGUCAAGGUUUUAGUCUGGAAUGAAGGAUAUCAAAAGUAUACAAGGGAUUUAAGAGUGGUAAAAGAAAAGAAAUGCAAUUCUGGUUAA